AAGAGCCACUUUUGGGGAAAUGGUUAAAGUUCCCUGUCCAGGAUUUUUUGAAGAAAUCACCAAUAUCCAUGGCACCCUUCAAAGAAACUGUACAGAGGAGGCAUAUUGGUCAGAACCAUUCCCACCUUACACCGUUGCAUGUGGUUUCGAUGAAGGUUCCAGUAAAGGGCCUGAGGAUCAGAAAAUUCCACUGUACACGGAAUUACAUCCAUAUGCACCUGUUUGUAUCCUUUAUCCUGAGAGCAAUUGCUGUUUUCACCAAAGAUGCUGUUUUGUUUGCCGAUGAAACCAUGGACCACUGCCAAAUGUCAACGGUUACUUGUAAGGCUGCUCUGGCAUUCUUUCAGUUCAGCAUUUUAGCCAACUUCUUCUGGCUUCUGAUAGAAGGCAUAUACCUGCAAACACUGCUUUUGCUGACCUUUGUUUCUGAUAAGCAGUAUGUAUGGUGGUUCAUAUUUGCUGGCUGGGGAGCUCCCACUCUGGUGGUAUCUGCUUGGGUCCUCACAAGAAUCCAUCACCAGAACACAGGAUGUUGGGAUGAUGAUGAAAAUGGAUUAGUGCUAUGGAUCAUCAAAGGCCCCAUUCUGCUAACCGUAUUAAUUAACUUUAUUAUAUUUAUUAAUGUGAUCAGAAUUCUAGUCCAUAAAUUGAAAUCUCAAGAGGGAGGAGGAAGCCAUUCAAGCCACUUUGUGAGACUUGCUAAAUCCACAUUACUCUUGAUCCCUCUCUUUGGAGUGCAUUAUAUUGUAUUUGCAUUUUUCCCAGAAAGCACUGGUCUGGAAGCUCGACUUUAUAUUGAGCUGGGCUUGGGUUCCUUUCAGGGCUUUGUUGUUGCUCUCCUGUAUUGCUUCUCAAAUGCAGAGGUUCAAAGUGAGCUCAAGAAACAACUGUGUAAAUGGCAGUAUCAAGAAUACCUUAACUUCACACACAAACACAGGACUUUGUCCAGAGAAAACAGUCCAGUCAACUACGUCACUCAAUUAUCACUGCUUGAAAAAAACAGUCCAAAAAGGAAAAUAUCUGAAUACCAGAAUGGUGUCACUUCUGUCUGAGCUUAUCUAGCAAGCUGAGUUGCUGUGAUAUUGUAAUAUACUACCUAAG
This is a messenger RNA of Tinamus guttatus (white-throated tinamou), 1101 nucleotides long. NCBI's taxonomy places the organism in Eukaryota, Metazoa, Chordata, Aves, Tinamiformes, Tinamidae. The record is from RefSeq and is a predicted model, not a curated record.